Messenger RNA from Megalops cyprinoides (Indo-Pacific tarpon), 1445 nucleotides. RefSeq names its product arsenite methyltransferase-like. The record is from RefSeq and is a predicted model, not a curated record. Gene Ontology annotation, biological process: toxin metabolic process; arsonoacetate metabolic process. The transcript is spliced from 11 exons. The coding region runs from base 155 to 1279 and encodes 374 amino acids. Gene Ontology annotation, molecular function: arsenite methyltransferase activity. Gene Ontology annotation, cellular component: cytosol. NCBI's taxonomy places the organism in Eukaryota, Metazoa, Chordata, Actinopteri, Elopiformes, Megalopidae.
GUCAACAUCAUCGAUGCUCAGCGUUCACAAUAAAAGCUGAGAGAAAACCAGCGCUAUGGAUUGCCUGUGAUAAAGGAGUGUAUCAGGCUACUGCAGAAUAAUUGGAAUAGCUAUAAAACUUUGGCUGCAUCAGCCACAGAACUUCAUCUGUGACAUGGGUACACUGGUACAUCAAAAUGUUCAGAAAUACUACAGCUCUCGGCUGGAUGUGUCUAACAGCCUGCAGACAAGUGCAUCUUGUGCUUUGCCAUCUCGUCCCAUACCCGCCAGUGCUUUUAAUGCCCUUAAACUAGUCCACCCAAAGGUUUGCAAGAACUACUCUGGCUGUGGUCUGGUGGUUCCAGAGAAGCUGCAGGGCUGUAAGGUCCUGGACCUGGGCUGCGGGUCUGGCCGGGACUGCUACGUCCUCAGCAAGCUGGUGGGGAUGAGCGGCCAUGUCAUCGGCAUCGACAUGACAGAGGAGCUGGUCCUGGCCUCCCGUAAAUACAUACAGUACCACCAAGAAAGGUUUGGCUUUGAGAGACCCAACACCAUCUUCGUCCAUGGAUACAUGGAGAAGCUAUGGGAAACGGGCAUACAGGGAGGCUCUUUGGACAUCCUGGUGUCAAACUGUGUGAUAUGCCUGUGCCCAGACAAGAGGGCAGUCCUUAAGGAGGCCCACAGAGUUCUCAAGGAUGGUGGUGAAUUCUACUUUAGUGACAUUUACUCCAGCAAAACUAUACCUCAAAAUCUAAAAAGGGAUCCAGUUUUGUGGGGGGAAGGAAUGGGUGGCUGUCUCUACUGGCGAGACCUCAUCUCUCUGGUACGAGAGGUAGGCUUCACUACCCCUUACUUGGUCACGGCCUGUCACAUUGUGGUCCACAACAGUGAACUGCAGAGAAAAACAGGUGGUAUCAACUAUGCCUCUGGCACUUAUCGUGUCUUCAAACUGCCAAAAAACCCAAAGCAGUCGGACGCAGUGGUGCUUUAUAAGGGAACAGUUCCUGAUCACCCUGAUGGGCUGGAUUUUGAUGUGUCGCAUUCGUUUAAGAAAAAUGUAUCAGUCCUGAUUGAUGCAGAGAUGGCUGCUGUGCUCCGUUACUCUCGCUUCUCCACUGACUUCUCCAUUCAGAGCUCAGACAACCCAGCCCCUGGUCCUAAAUGUACAUCCCAGUACUGCCACCUCAACCCUUUCCUGCUCGCUGACAAGCUUGGCCCCAUGAAGCAGUGCUCCAGCACUGGGAACAAAGGAGGCUGUGAUGGCAGAACCAGCAGCUACUGUAACAGCAACCAAUGCUAGCCGUGAGAGACAGAGAGGGAUCCCUUCCUCUGGAAACACAUUGUUACUGGAUGUGUCAUUCCCUUCUCAAGUCCACGUUUGUGUGCAUGACACCCGACAUUUCUGCUAAAAUAAAUAUUUCUCUGGCUUUUUCCUUUUAUACUGCUGUCCGCUACAUUUAUGUUCC